CGAUAAUCGCACAUGGUUUAUUGUUGCGUUCGUAAUUUUAAUCACCCAUAAUAAUUAUUGUUUCACUAUUUUUUAUCGUUGCCGGCUGCCGUUCGGGUGCAGUCUCCGUCCGUCGUCCGAUCGCUUUUUUCGUGUUGGCGCGUUUUUUUUUUUCUACGUGAUCGAUCGUGCUUUUACUCCGACGGAGCUCGUCGUGGCAGUGUUGGUUAUUUUUUUUUUUAACGUCAAUCACAGUACGGCGAUCGCAGCGUGUAGUUCAGCAGGUUCACAUUUGUCGAGUGGUGCUCAGCUCGUGUCCGGCGUGAAAACGUUCCAGCGACGAUCAUCGUAAGACGUCAUCGUAGUCUUUUCGUCCUAUACCUACGGAAUCUAUAAAAACUAAGAAAGACAUUAUUUAUUAUGGAACAGCAAGAAAAAUUAUUAGUGAUUCCAGUAAAAUCCAAGGAUGUUCAUAAUAUAUUACACAGCUCCAGAAAGUUGACGAUACCACUUAAUACCUAUAGCAAUCAACCUUGCUGAAACUACAACAUACAAUUGACUUGCUGCACGAGUAGUGGACUAGUUUGCCUGUAACUGGCAAUCAUUACAUGAAUAUAUUAUUUUGUGGUGACUCAAGGUCUUUUUUGUGAGUGUUCCACGUACGCCAUCAUCAUUGCGGCACCUUCACAGAUCGGGCACAUAACGUUCGGACCACCAUUGUUUCAUCUUUGUCGCUUUAUCAACGUCCAUAGUUUGUCAAAAUGUCCAAAACAUAUAACUUAAUCUGUGAUAAGAAAAAUAAUGCACAAAAAUCGAAGUCUGCUGCUGAAGAAAAAUUUGUUGGUGUUAUUGAUGAAGGCGUUAGCAGUACACGUUUCUUGGUUUUUUCAUCAAAAACUCAACUGCCAGUAGCCAGCCAUGAAAUAAGUUUAACCAACAUAAGCGGAUAUGAAGGAUGGGUGGAACAAGAUCCAGAGAAUAUACUAAUUGAAGUAAAAAGAACCAUAGUUGUAACAUGCAAUAAACUCAAAAAGAUAAACAUAUCACCUUCAGCUAUUGCUGCGAUAGGCGUGACAAAUCAACGAGAUACGACUUUAGUGUGGGACAAGUAUACAGGGUCACCACUAUACAAUGCUAUAGUAUGGAUGGAUGUGAUGACUACACAAUCAAUAGUUAAUAGAUUCAUCAACAAACGAAUUCCUAACUGUGAUACAUUGGAUGAACAAAAAAGACAUUUGCAUUACAAAAGCGGUUCGACAAUAAAUCCAUACUUCAGUGUAGUCAAAUUGAUUUGGUUAAUGGAAAACAUACCUCAAGUUUCAAAAGCUAUUCAAGAAGAAAGAUGUAUGUUUGGUACAAUGGAUUCAUGGCUAAUUUGGAAUCUUACUGGUGGUAUAAAUGGUGGAGUUCAUAUAACUGAUGUUACUAAUGCUUCUCGGACCAUGCUGAUGAAUAUUCACUCAUUAAGAUGGGAUAAGACUUUGAUUGAAUUUUUUGAUAUACCCAAGUCUCUGAUACUCCCCGAUAUAAGGAGUUGUUCCGAGGUAUAUGGGUUUAUGGCUGGUGGACCAUUCAUUAAAACGCCAAUAUCAGGGUGCAUUGGUGAUCAUCAAGGAGCACUGCUGGGUCAGCUAUGUUUCACAGCUGGCCAAGCUAAGUGCACAUUUGGUUCUAACUGCUUUUUGCUAUAUAACACUGGUCGCAAGCCAGUGAUUUCUACUCAUGGCCUUUUAACUACCGUCGCUUACAAGAUAGGCAAACACUCCGAUCCUAUUUAUGCACUUGAAGGAUCUGUAGUUGUAGCUGAAAAUACUACUGAGUGGUUGAAAGAUAAUCUGUGGAUCAUGGAUGUUUACAAGAGCAAAGAGGCUGAGAAAGACAAAAAAAAUAUUUAUUUUGUUCCCCCUUUUCCUGAGCUUUAUGCACCGUUCUGGAUAACUGGCACAGAUGGUAAAUGCACUGGGGUGACUAUGGAGACAACAGAAGCACAUCUAAUGCGAGAAACUCUUGAAGGAAUCUGUUUUCAGACAAAAGAGGUUAUGCAAUCUAUGCAGUCAGACACUGGACAUCCUGUGAUGGCAUUGAAUGUAGAUGGUGGUAUGUCUACUAACGAUACAUUUUUGAAGAUUCUUACAAAUAUUUGUUGUCUUCCCGUAGGGCGCCCUAAAAUAUUAGAAACUACAGCUCUAGGCGCUGCAUUGGCCGCUGGUUUUGCUGUUGGCGUAUGGAAUAUAAACAGUGUUGAAUCAGACUAUGACACUUUUGUUCACACUGUAUCAAUAGAAGAACAAAAAUCUGAAUAUGUUUCACUAAAAAACACCAAAGAUACGAAUAAGGGUUUGAACAAAAUUGAUGAAGAAAAUGAAUAUGAUGAUUUUGCUGGUUUUUAGCCAUUACGAAUUAUCAAAAGUUGAGUUAUAAAAAGUAUAUGUGAAUUUUAACAUUAUUGUGUUGAAAUUAAAAGUUAAUUGUAUUAAAUUGAAUGCAGUAUUUUAUGUUAUGUAUAUUUAU
This is a messenger RNA of Acyrthosiphon pisum (pea aphid), 2490 nucleotides long. RefSeq names its product glycerol kinase-like. The record is from RefSeq and is a predicted model, not a curated record. Bases 741 to 2369 code for a protein of 542 amino acids. The transcript is spliced from 17 exons. Gene Ontology annotation, cellular component: mitochondrion. Gene Ontology annotation, biological process: phosphorylation; triglyceride metabolic process; glycerol-3-phosphate biosynthetic process. Gene Ontology annotation, molecular function: glycerol kinase activity. Lineage: Eukaryota; Metazoa; Arthropoda; Insecta; Hemiptera; Aphididae.